CCAACGGAGACCAUGGGCAAGAUUGUUUUUUACGAGGACAAAAAUUUCCAAGGUCGUAGUUAUGAGUGCAGCAAUGACUGCACAGACCUACACAUUUACUUCAGUCGCUGUAACUCCAUCAGAGUAGAGAGUGGCUGUUUCAUGAUCUAUGAACGUCCAAAUUAUAUGGGCCACCAGUAUUUUAUGAAGCGAGGAGAUUAUUCUGACUACCAGAGAUGGAUGGGUUUCAGUAGCUCCAUUCGAUCCUGCCGUACAAUUCCAAUGUACAGGGGUCCAUACAGACUGAGGAUCUAUGAGAAAGCUGACUAUGGAGGCCAUAUGAUGGAGUUCAUGGAUGACUGCCCCUGUGUGUCUGAUCGUUUCCACCAUCGACAUGUGUACUCCUGUAACGUGAUGAACGGCUACUGGAUCUUUUAUGAAUAUCCCAACUACAAAGGGAGGCAGUACUUCCUGAAAUCUGGGGAAUACAGGAGAUACCGGGACUGGUGUGCCACUUGUGCAACUGUGGGCUCUUUCAGACGAGUCACAGAUUUCUAG
Danio aesculapii is the source of this 537-nucleotide messenger RNA. RefSeq names its product gamma-crystallin M2-like. The record is from RefSeq and is a predicted model, not a curated record. Gene Ontology annotation, biological process: lens development in camera-type eye; visual perception. NCBI's taxonomy places the organism in Eukaryota, Metazoa, Chordata, Actinopteri, Cypriniformes, Danionidae. Bases 13 to 537 code for a protein of 174 amino acids. The transcript is spliced from 3 exons. Gene Ontology annotation, molecular function: structural constituent of eye lens.